Molecule: messenger RNA, 681 nt
Organism: Theileria annulata
Lineage: Eukaryota; Apicomplexa; Aconoidasida; Piroplasmida; Theileriidae
Exons: 4
Coding region: 1-681 (226 amino acids)
Source: RefSeq, a predicted model, not a curated record
AUGAAAGUUGAAUACAUAUCUCUGAAGUGCGACACAGUGGAUAAGUGCUCAUUUUUCUGCCAAACAGCGGAGAAGGAUUACAAUGUUAAUGGGAGUCGCAAAGUUGGUAGGACUAUUGAACGUGUUUUGUCCAAAAAUGGUGACAUAAUACCAAAGUCUUCAAUAAAUUGGCUGUGUUCUGGAGAUAAGUGGAACUCGCUGUUUGUCAAGAAGGGCUGGAUAACAGGUGUAAAGGGUGAUUUUAUUCGUAAAAUGAACCCUAUGUUUCAGUUUUUCAUGAAUACCUAUGCCGAAUGUGGAGGUGGUGAUUUACUGGACUCUGCAAAGAACUUAUCUGUUAAAUCGUCUUCUGAAAUGUUAGUUGUUCAUCGAACAAAUUUUUUUAGGUGCAAAAGCAUGAAGAAUUGCGAUUUCUUUACUCACGCGUUUAUCAUUGACGAGAAGUUUAUGUCAUUUUCCACGUUGACGAAUUUUUGCAAAGGACCGCCAUUGAAUUUGGCUGCCAAAGACGGGAAUUUACUGGGGAUUUUAACCGAGGUUGAUAAAGAGGCCAGCGAGAAGGGAGAAAGGAUUUCUGAGGCUACUGCGAAACCCAUGUACUACUAUGGAGGCCCUAUAACCAGCGACCAUUACUACGAUGAUCUCAGACGCGGGUCCAUCGUACCCGCCACUAAUUUGUAA